Molecule: messenger RNA, 1686 nt
Organism: Ruditapes philippinarum (Manila clam)
Lineage: Eukaryota; Metazoa; Mollusca; Bivalvia; Venerida; Veneridae
Product: zinc finger protein 862-like
Exons: 2
Coding region: 1-1686 (561 amino acids)
Source: RefSeq, a predicted model, not a curated record
AUGGAUGAAAGAACUGAAUAUCUGACAUACGAGUGUGAAGGUGACUCGGUACAUAAAAUCGUCUGUACAACCUGCAAGCUGUAUGCACCAGCAAACAUGAUCUCCAACUUUAUAACUGGGAACACAACUGUGAAGAGGGAGUCUGUGAAAUUCCAUGUGAACUCUACAAUGCACGUGCGAGCUGUGCAGACUAAAGCAGCUCAAGAAAGAAAAAAAAGGAAUGAACAAACAGAUCUUGAGAAAGGUUUUCAAAAAAUGGACAUGACUACAUCUGAAAAGAUGACAAAACCUUUCAAAACUGCUUACUAUAUUGCAAUCUUUGAAAAACCAUUCACUGACUUCCCAAAUUUAAUAGAUCUGCAGCAUUGUAAUGGCUUGUCACUUGGUGAUACCUACCAUACUGACAAGGCUGCAAAAGAUCUUAUAGAGCACAUUGGUGGUGUGUAUUUUGAUGAGACCAAACAUCUUUUACAUGAUGCUGAUUAUUUUAGCAUAUUUUGUGAUGGAUCAACUGAUAGAUCCGAAACAGAAAAAGAAGUAAUUUUAAUAAAAUGUUUGGACAAUUACUAUCCAAAAAUGAGGUAUCUGAAGCUUGUUGAGCCUGAAAAUACAAAAUCCCAAGGUAUAUUAGAAGCCAUUGACAGGGCAUUUUUAGAGUAUGAUUUAAAUAAUAACAAACAAAAAACUGUAGGCUUUUGCUCUGAUGGAGCAUCUGUAAUGAUGGGUUUCAAAAGGGGUGUCAUUCAGUUAAUGAAAACACAGGGUAAUGCCGACUGGAUAAAAGCCGUAUGGUGUUUGGCCCACAGGUUAGAGUUGGCAAUAAAGGAUGCCUUUAAAGAUACAAACAUGGACAAUGUCAUUGAAAUGCUUGUGUCCAUGUAUUAUUUUUAUAAGGGUUCUGGUAAAAGGCUGAAGGAGGCUUCAGAUAUUGCAGAGUUACUUGGGGAACAUUUCAUGAAGCCUGAGAAAACUAAUGGCACAAGAUGGGUUGACCAUAAACUUAGGGCUACAAGUAAAUUACUUAAAAAUUGGCCUAUUAUAGUCACUCAGCUUCAAAAUUAUGCCGAGGACAGCUCAAAUAGAGAACAGGACAGAGCUAAGGUUAGGGGGUAUCUGAGGCAGCUUAAACAACACAAAAUGGUUUGGUACCUGGCAUUUGUAAAAUAUAUUUUGAAUGAAGUGUCAAAAAUUAGUUUACUUUUUCAGAGGGAAGAUCUUACUGUUUAUAGUGCCAUGACAAAACUCCAAAGUGCUGAAACCUCCUUAAGGGCUCUUAUGGACAAUGAUGGCCCAACAGUUUUAGAAAUCAAUGACAAAAUUAUAGAUGGCCUUUUACAUGGUUUUAAACUUCAAAACAUCAUUCCAAAUGAUGCAUUGGUCAGAGAUAGACGCAGGAUAACUCAGUCUGUUCUUGAUUGCCUGCAUACAAGGCUUAAAAAUGUGUCAAGUGAUGAAGUUUUUUUAGCAUGCAAUGCAUUUGAUCAUAAAAACUGGCCUCUUUCAACAGACAGGGAGGCUCUUUUGCAGUAUGGAAUUGGAGAUGUCAGACAGAUAUUCAAUCAUUUUGAAUUUGUUCUGACAAAUUCCGACUGUUACCUUGUCAAUGCACUGAGCCAGUGGUCCGACUUAAAAUUUUAUGUAACUGGAAAUGCAAGGUACAGUACUUUGAACCCACUGCUUGUAUGA